Messenger RNA from Phytophthora nicotianae INRA-310, 666 nucleotides. RefSeq lists its product as hypothetical. NCBI's taxonomy places the organism in Eukaryota, Oomycota, Peronosporomycetes, Peronosporales, Peronosporaceae. Bases 1 to 666 code for a protein of 221 amino acids. The transcript has a single exon. The record is from RefSeq and is a predicted model, not a curated record.
AUGACGGAUAAGUUCCCGGUGAACCUUACCAAGGAUUCGAUGGAGCAGAUCAACAACAGGAGCGCACCGACGGCCGAUGUACCAGAGGAACUGCGCUGCCAAUACUCGAGCAAACGCUGCGAGAACCAGCGCACACACAAGAAGAGCGGCGGUCUGCACAAGUUCUGCGCGAUGCACCGCGAGAAGGCCAACCGCAAUCAGAUGCGUCUGGAUCACCGGCGCCGCGUAAUGAAACAGCAGCAGAAGGAGCUUCAGCGACAACAACAGGCACAACAGAUGCAGGCACUCCAGGCACAGCAACAGAUGCAGCGUACACACAGCUUCACGCCGGUCGCCAUGGCUGCAGGACAGAACUACCGCUAUAGCAACAGGAUGCAGCGGAGUCCCGUCGGUGCCAUGCGUAGUCCAGUAGACGGUAAGCCCAUGUCUCCGCCCAACAUGAUGAUCAGCAUGAGCAUGCCGAUGCAGACGUUCACGACGAUGGAGAUGCCGACACAGCAGCCACAGCAGCCGUCGACACCGAAUCUCCCGCUGUUCGACCAGAGCGACCUGGAGAUUCUCGAAGCGCUUCUCUUUAGCAGUGACGAAGAGCAAAACGACGCCAUCCCGGUCUCACAUUGCAGCACGCCGCAGUUGUUCCGCGCUCCAUCGUUUGUCAACGUUUGA